Molecule: messenger RNA, 7028 nt
Organism: Corythoichthys intestinalis (scribbled pipefish)
Lineage: Eukaryota; Metazoa; Chordata; Actinopteri; Syngnathiformes; Syngnathidae
Gene: fhod3a
Product: formin homology 2 domain containing 3a
Exons: 30
Coding region: 340-5247 (1635 amino acids)
Biological process (GO): sarcomere organization; cortical actin cytoskeleton organization; cardiac myofibril assembly
Cellular component (GO): cytoskeleton; cytoplasm
Molecular function (GO): actin filament binding
Source: RefSeq, a predicted model, not a curated record
GUCAGUGUCAGACAGACACUCUCCGGCAGCAGACUGGAGCCCGCCUCCUCCAACUUUACUGGCCACCUGCCUAUCCCAGAAUAAAACAGGGCUGCGCGAAACAAAACCAAGAAAAAAAAAAAAAAGAAAGAAAGAAAGAAAGCUCCGGCUAACUUGACGAGGACGAGACAACGUCGUGAUUGACUGGCUAGUCUGCGCCAUCGUUUCCUACCUCCAUUACCCCCUGCCUCGGUCCUGGUUGCCCGCUUGACAACGCGAGUUUGUUUGUUUUAGUUACCAGCAAAUUGAGCAGCUCUCACGCAGCGUCGGGAAAGCUGGCCACCACUUGCAUGAUGCGCCAUGGCCACGUUGGUGUGCAGGGUUCAGUUUUUAGACGACACCGAUCCGUUCAACAGUACCAACUUCCCGGAACCGACCAGGCCGCCUCUGUACACCUUUAGGGAGGACAUCCCCCUCAUCAACCAACUAGCAGGCAUCCACCGGCUCCUCAAGGCUCCACACAAGCUCGAUGACUGUGCACUGCAGCUUUCCCAUAAUGGCACAUAUCUGGAUCUGGAGUCUUCCUUGGCAGAACAAAGGGACGAGCUUGAGGGCUUUCAGCAGGACGACACAGGGUCCAGAGGGAAAAAACACAGUGUUGUAUUACGUACCCAGCUAACUGUCCGCGUGCACGCAUGCAUCGAAAAACUGUAUAACUCCAAUGGACGUGACUUGAGAAGGGCACUUUUCUCACUGAAGCAAAUCUUUCAGGAUGACAAAGACCUGGUCCAUGAGUUUGUGAUGGCUGAAGGCUUGACAUGUCUAAUCAAAGUGGGUGCAGAAGCAGACCAGAACUAUCAGAACUAUAUACUAAGAGCACUGGGCCAGAUCAUGCUAUAUGUUGACGGGAUGAAUGGUGUCAUUAGCCACAAUGAGACAAUUGAGUGGCUUUACACACUUGUUGGCUCGAAGUUUCGUCUUGUGGUAAAAACAGCUAUGAAGUUGUUACUGGUCUUUGUGGAAUACUCCGAGUCCAAUGCACCGCUUCUCAUAGACGCCAUAGCCACAGUGGAUUCUAAGAGAGGUUGCAAAGCGUGGUCCAGCGCCAUGGAGAUCUUGCAAGAGAAAGACGGAGUUGACACAGAACUGCUGGUCUAUGCUAUGACCCUCAUAAAUAAGACAUUGGCAGCCUUACCAGAUCAAGAUUCCUUCUACGACAUGGUAGACGGUCUGGAGGAGCAAGGAAUGGAGACAGUAACUCAGAGACAUUUGGGUCGGAAAGGCACUGAUCUGGACUUAAUUGAGCAGCUCAACAUCUAUGAGUCUACACUCCGACAUGAGGAUGGCGACGACGACGCCCAGCCUCCACCAACGGGGCGACGUGAUCGGCGGCGAGCGAGCAUUGGGAGCGGGGAUAGACAGUGCGGGCUGGAGAGGAGACGGAGCCGCAGGGCUUCUCUGGGCCGAUCCGGGCACGCGUCCCCCUGCAGUCCUGCGUCACCUCAGAGGGCGGGCUUCCACCCUUUUAGUGGACAGAGGGCAGAGGAGAUAAGCGAGAGAGCACUAUCAGGUUGCCUUCCAUCCAUAGAUGAGGAAUGUGAGGAUGGACUGAUAAAGGUGUAUGAAGAGGAUGAGCCUGCACUGACUGAGUCUGAUUCAGAUGAAAACGAUGACGCUUUUUUAUCUAGUCAGAGUAGCUCAAGCUCGGUUAGGCAUCUUCCUUCCAUCAUUCAACGGACAAUCCAGUCCAUCACCAUCACAUCUAAACCCUUACAUGAGCGCGAUCUUGGGAAUUGGAAAGAGCCUCCUGCAAGCCCCUUGAGCCCCCCCUUGACACCCAUGUCCCCUCCUCCCAUGCCCUCCCCACUCAGCCCUCCCUCACUUUUGGCUGCCCUGUUGGCCAAGAAGAGGGUUACCAGCACUGUGCCAGCCACCAAGGAGAUCAGCCCGCCGUUGCGUGGCAGCUCGUAUCCCUCCCCCGAGCACCAGCCCUACAAACCCCACUCGCCCUUUCACCUCUUUUCCUACGACAUGGAUGAAGACACGUCACUCCAUUCUCCAUCCAAAGCGUAUGCGGAGACGGACAAUACGGCAUCUUCAAGGAAUGGAAGUCUCACAUCCUACUCAUCUCACAGCAGCCCCACCAGUCCAAGGCCUCCUCUGGGGGGACUCCUGUCCUCCUCAUACCGACAACAUCAGGAGUCCUUGGCGGCCGAACGAGAACGGCGCCGAGUAGAAAGAGAGGAGAGGCUGCAAAGGAUCGAACGAGAGGAGAGGAACAAACACAGCCGAGGCUAUGUGGAUAAAAUGGAAGAGGCCAGGGUGGCACGGGAAGAGAGGUAUAAAAAUGUGGAGCGCUUAGCGGCUGAGGAGUACGAGAAGGAACGUAUCCCCCGUGGGCCGAGGACGCGCCCUGACCUCGACCUGACCUUUGAACCCUCUGAUGCUUGGUCAUCGUCGAGGCGCAGCAGCACCCCGUCCUCGACCGCUUCUCAAGAGGAGUGCGAAGCCGACAACGAAGCAGAGCCCAUUUCUAGCCCUUACGCACCUUCUGAAGCUGGCGAGGUUGAUGACUCCAGGACCAGAGUAGAAACUGAGGAGAAAGAGCCCGAGGAAGAAAAAGAGGAGCAAGAGGAGGAGGAGGAGAGAAGGGAAGAAGAGGAGGAAGUGCAGGAGGAAGCAGAGGUAGAAAGCGAGGAGGAAAGCGAGCAGCAGGAGGCUCAAGCAACGAAGGAGCAUGAGGAUGUUGAAGAGGACAGUGGCAUAUUAAGCGACAAGGAGCGACAAAAUGAGGAGGUGAACGAGAAGGAUAACUGCUCGGCCUCCAGCAUCUCCUCAGCCAGCAGCACCUUGGAGAGAGAGGAGCGAGGGAACAGUGAGAAUGACCUCAAAGAAGAGGUAAACAAACAGUGCAGCAAACUCCUCAACAGUAAACUCUUCAUGCUGGACAUGUUGUACUCGCAAAACAAGAAACCUUGUGAGGAAGAGGAGGAUGCAGAGCUCGAGAAAGAGGAAGGAGAGGGAGAGAACAAAGAGGAGACUCAUAAGGACGUUGACAGACAGGUCAGUGAUGGUAAAACCGAUGACAACAGGGAGGAAAAAUCGGAGCAGCGGGGAAGCAUACGCCAGUUUGCCGAGCGCUUCGGAAACUUGAUCAAGGACAUUGGCUGCUCUCACCCUCAUUCGGACAGCCAAGCCAGUGAGCUCAUGGCAAUCACUCCUCCCAAAAAGGAAUCAGAAACAAUAUGGGACCAACUCUUGGCCAGCCCGCGAGAGCUGCGCAUCGGUGACAUAAAUUUCACCGACUUGACAGAGGACGACGACACGGACGUCCUGAACACUGCUCUGAUGGGCAGCUAUGGCGACCUCCCGCCUCCGCCGCCCCCACCUCCUCCUCCAUUUGCCUCGAUGACCUUCCCCUCCUUCCCUCCACCUCCGCCUGUGCUCGGCACUUGUCCGCCAGCUCCUCCCUUGUCGGGGAUGAUGCUCCCUCCUCCUCCUCCCCCAUCGUUCAGCUCCUUAAUGCCUCCUCCUCCUCCUCCUGAGCCUCCGCUCUUCAACAAGAAAAAGAAGACUAUCAGGUUAUUCUGGAAUGAGGUGCGACCUGAAUCACCACACAAGGACCACAAGAAAAGUGGAGAUUCUGUUUGGUCCAAACUGGAUUCAGUGAAAUUAGACACAGCCAAACUGGAACAUCUGUUUGAGUCCAAGUCGAAAGAAAUGCCUGUGACUAAGAAAACGGCAGCAGACGGCAAGCGUCAAGAGAUCAUCGUGCUGGAUUCCAAAAGGAGCAACGCCAUUAACAUCGGUCUGACUGUUCUACCUCCUCCUCGAACCAUCAAGACGGCGAUCCUUAACUUCGAUGAAUACGCGCUCAACAAGGAGGGCAUUGAGAAAAUCCUCACCAUGAUUCCUACUGAGGAGGAGAAGCAGAAAAUCCAGGAGGCUCAACUGGUUAAUCCUGACACGCCACUGGGUUCAGCUGAGCAGUUCCUGCUCACUCUGUCGUCCAUCAGCGAGCUCUCUGCCCGACUUCAGCUGUGGGCAUUUAAGAUGGACUACGAGGCGACUGAGAAGGAAGUGGCUGAGCCAUUGCAGGAUCUAAAGGAGGGAAUGGAACAAUUGGAGAAAAAUAAGACGCUCCGCUACAUCCUCUCCACACUGCUCGCCAUCGGAAACUUCCUCAAUGGAACCAACGCUAAAGGUUUCGAGCUGACAUACCUGCAGAAGGUGCCAGAAGUGAAGGACACAGUCCAUAAGCAGUCUUUACUACACCACGUCUGUUCUGUUGUGGUGGAGAACUUUCCUCAAAGCACGGACCUCUACUCGGAAAUUGGAGCUAUUACACGUUCCGCAAAGGUUGAUUUCGACCUGCUGCAGGAAAACCUGAAUCAGAUGGAGCGUCGCUGCAAAGCAUCAUGGGACCACCUGAAGGUGAUUGCCAAGCACGAAAUGAAACCGCAACUCAAGCAAAAGAUGUCGGACUUCCUCAAAGACUGCGCGGAGCGAAUCAUUAUCCUCAAGAUCGUCCACCGCAGGAUUAUCAAUAGGUUCCAUUCGUUCCUGUUGUUUCUGGGACAUCCGGCAUACAGUGCGAGAGACGUUAGUGUGCACAGGUUUAGUAAGAUUCUUAGUGAAUUCGCUCUUGAGUACCGCACCACCCGGGACCGAGUGCUACAACAGAAACAGAAACGGGCCGACCACCGCGAGCGAAACAAAACACGAGGGAAGAUGAUUGUGGACGUCGACGUGUCAGUGAGUUGUCAAACCAAUGCGAAUUCUUCGCCGCACACUCAGUCUGAUGAUGAAGAGGAGAGUGAGAGUGGGCGUUAUGGUUCAAGCAGUGCCCCUAGUGGAUGCCAAGGAGAGCAGCCCCAAGGUCUGGACCACGCGGAAGACGCCGCCGAACACGAGCACAUGAAAGCGGUGCUAAGAACUAGCCUUAGUGGCAGUGGUGACAAGGACAUAAGCGGUGUCCCAGGCCUACGGACACGCACGCGAUCACGACCAGGACGAGGAGGUGCCAGCAUGCGGGCGCGUACACCAGCUGUUGAAGACGCACAGGUGUGCGGCGAUGAUGCUGCGGAUGAGAUCAUGGAGCGGAUCGUGAGGUCCGCCACUCAGGCUCCAGGAAGUAGACCGCAACCACGAGAGAGGAGGAGGUCUCGGGCAAACCGUAAAUCAUUGAGGCGGACCUUGAAGAACGGUUUGACUCCAGAGGAGGCAGUGGCAUUGGGUUUAACUGAUUCUGGCGAGCCACAGAUGUAAUCCGUAACCUCUCUGGUGGUCUGUCGUCGCCAGCAGCGGCCACGUGGCCGGUUGACUGCCUUUGCUACAUACUCUUCUUAUUGCACCAAGCAGAAACGCCACGUUUCUGUCAGCUGCUAACCUUGCCGGAUGUGUCUGAGUGAUGAAGUCAGUGUUUUUUUUGUUUUGGUUUGUUUUAAUGCUGCGAAAAGACAGUCAUCCGGAGAAUGAGGUGAAGGAAGGGGACGGAAAGUGUUGCCAUUGGCGUUAAUUGGAACAACCGCUAAAUAAUGAAUAAGCGAUGUGAACAUUACUUCGAUUUAAGCUGUGAACUUAUGCCCAAAGAUGAACUGAUCACCUCCGCCCAGUUCUGUUAGCAGAAUAGAUCGAAAAAAACAAAUCAUCACAAGAUAGGCAAACCUGAAAUGAUUUUGUUUAAGUAAACGUUGGCCUGUAGCGUUUACUUUCAGAUAUCGAAAGGUGGAUGAGUGCCUUUCUACCAAAAAGGGAUGACGCUUUAUUGCUUUACUCACCUUCUUUUUUUCUGUUGAGCUCCUCAGUGUUGCAGACAAUUAACUUUUUUUUUUUUUCAUUUUGGGUGAAAAUGUUCUCAGUAUUUAUUUGAAAACUUUCACACUCAUUUUGUAAGCUUUUUGCACCUUACCAAGUCACUCCAAGCAAAGGAAGUUUCUCUAUUUGAGGAAAUGUUUGUAAAGUGUAAAAAGAUGAGAUUUUGUUUUUCUACGUUUAUUAAAGUAUUUAAAAGAUGUGCAGCAAACGCUGCGUAUGACAUGUACACAACCUUGUCAGCUAAGUGACAUGUUACAUCGGUGUUAGUAGUGUGAGUUGUGUUGUUUUAUUAUCGCUGUAGAAAGGUGUAUUAUAUUCAGAGCACAAGCAAAACAAAAGAGCUUAAUCUGUAAAAUAUGAUUAAAAAGGAAAAGAAAACUGUAGAUGUGGUCAUAGAGGGAAGUAUUAUUUUUAUGGUGUUACUCCUUGUUACUUUUGCUUUCAAGGCAUUUUUAAUUAACUUUACGUAGGGAAACCAAGGCCCUACGCAACCUGGGAAACAACCAAGGGCGUAGGUUUGCAUAGGGACGAUAGGGACAUAACACUACCAACUUAUCAGGAUGCUCAAAUUGUCCCCACCAACUUAUUUGACCCUUCCAUUAUUAAGUGAAUUAUUUUCAUUAUGUGAGACAUUUACCACUUUUCACUUGCUGAAUGUGGCUGUCCAUUUUUCCCUAGGAAAUGCACGUUUCAUUGGCUGAUGACUUGCAUUUAUUUAAAAUGCAUUUAUUUUCUAUAUUAUUUAAAAUAUUUUUAUUUGCAGCCUAUGCAGACAUUUUUUUCAGAUAAUCAUACAUUAAUCAUAGUCGAGGUAAAAAGUAUGUAUGUAAGUAUGUUAAUAAUAAUUUAUGACAUUGAUUCUGGAAGUUUUUUUUAAAUGAUUCUUUAGUAGUUUUUGAAAACAAAGGUUUGAAUCGAAGAGUGUAUCACCUGACCAAUACACAUGAAAGUUAGAAUAAGUCAAUAGAUUUAUUUUGCAUUGAUCAUUUAGCCUAUCAGUUAAUUAGGUUCCUAUUUGUGAGAAAUAUGGCCCUGACCCCCGUUCACCAAAUCUGUUUGGUCUUAUUAAUGUCCCAUCCCCAGGAAAAAGUGUACAUGCAGGUUAUGCUGUCCCUACCAAUGUUGAGACCAAACCUACGCCCUUGGAAACAUCACCACAUAAGAGACCAUGAAGUCCAAAUGUCUCACUUGAAAUGCUAUUUGUACUUGUUCUACAAGAAUUAAAAAAUAAA